Juglans regia (Persian walnut) is the source of this 1701-nucleotide messenger RNA. RefSeq names its product magnesium transporter MRS2-5-like. Bases 383 to 1639 code for a protein of 418 amino acids. The record is from RefSeq and is a predicted model, not a curated record. Gene Ontology annotation, molecular function: magnesium ion transmembrane transporter activity. The transcript is spliced from 7 exons. Gene Ontology annotation, biological process: magnesium ion transport. NCBI's taxonomy places the organism in Eukaryota, Viridiplantae, Streptophyta, Magnoliopsida, Fagales, Juglandaceae.
UAAAAUGUAUCCGUAUGGACUUGCAAAAUGUUCAAGAACUCUCGCAUGGUAACAGGCUCCUGAGGCCAUGUUUUCAACCGAGGGUUUUUUCUCUGCUCGCCGGACGGGGGAACAAAUCUCUGUUUUCUCUUCGAUUUUAGCUACCCAACCUAUCCUUAGAUCAGCUUUGACAACCUCUGAAACCAAUCUUCGAGAGGUUUUAUAUUCAGUGGAUGAGGUUAAUUUCAGUUGAUCUGGUUUCAAAUAUGAUCAUUGACCUGCUUGCACAAGCAAGACUGUGCUUAUGACAUAGUGACAUUUAGAUACCAUCUAACAUAUACUGAUGUGGGCAAUGCUCAAGCAAUUCUCAUCCAGGAAGCAAAGCAGGAAAAAGUAAAAACUAAUGGAAAAACCACGGUAUCAUUUUCUUUCUCUUGAUCUUUCUGAAUCUGCAUCUUCUCAGAACACUGAGAGGUCCAAUUUAGAUGAGAAUGGAAGUCGUGGGUCUAGUCUUACUGCAGGCUUGAAGAAAAGAGGUCAUGGGAGUCGAUCUUGGAUUAAAAUUGAUAAAAAUGGCAACUCAAAGAUUUUGAAGCUCGACAAGGCCACAAUAAUGAGGCAUUGUUCUUUGCCUGCCAGGGAUCUCCGACUUUUGGACCCUUUGUUCAUUUAUCCUUCUACAAUAUUAGGACGGGAGAACGCUAUUGUGGUCAGUCUUGAACAGAUCAGGUGUAUAAUCACUGCCGAUGAGGUUAUCCUGAUGAAUUCCUUGGAUGGAUGUGUUGUUCAGUACAAGUCAGAAUUGUGCAAACGCCUUCGGAGGAAUAGAGAUAAAGCUGAGGAUCUGCCUUUCGAAUUUAGGGCGUUGGAGCUAGCUCUGGAAUUAAUAUGCAUGUCUCUAGAUGCUCAGGUAAAAGAACUGGAAAGGGAGAUAUAUCCUGUGCUAGAUGAAUUGGCGACAUCUAUUAGCACUCUUAAUCUGGAACGUGUGCGUAGACUCAAAGGCCACCUGCUUGCCUUGACUCAGCGAGUUCAGAAGGUCCGAGAUGAAAUAGAGCAUCUUAUGGAUGAUGAUGGGGAUAUGGCGGAGAUGUAUCUGACUGAGAAGAAACAAAGGUCAGAGGCUUAUCUGUUAAAUGACGUUUCUGUACAAACUGAUACUUCAGGUGGGGCCAGAGAGGUUUCAAAAUCUGCUCCUGUUUCACCUGUGGGGGCCUUCAGUGGAGCUCCAUUUUUGCAAAGGGCUUUUAGUAGUAUCAUGAGUUCAAGCAAACAUGGAAGCUUAAUGGAUUCAUCUGACGGAGAGAACAUUGAACAACUGGAAAUGUUGCUUGAGGCAUACUUUGUUGUCAUUGACAAUACCAUGAGCAAGUUGUUAUCGCUCAAAGAAUACAUCGAUGACACUGAAGAUCUGAUCAAUAUUAAACUGGGCAAUGUUCAGAACCAGCUCAUACAAUUUCAGUUGCUUCUUACGGCUGCGACCUUUGUGGCUACGGUAUUUGCUUCUGUAACUGCAGUAUUUGGAAUGAACUUUGCAGACUCAAUUUUUGACCGCCCCUCUACUUUCAAUUGGGUUCUGGUUUUUACUGGUUUUACCUGUGGGUUUUUGUAUGUCUGUUUCCUAAUUUAUUUAAGGCAUAGGAAAGUCUUUCCGGUGUAAAUUCUAUUGUGAACUUGACGUAAAUAAAGGUACAAGGUUCUUACUUUGGAACUGUAAUUCCA